This is a messenger RNA of Drosophila busckii, 3648 nucleotides long. RefSeq lists its product as uncharacterized. Lineage: Eukaryota; Metazoa; Arthropoda; Insecta; Diptera; Drosophilidae. The transcript has 5 exons. Bases 290 to 3595 code for a protein of 1101 amino acids. The record is from RefSeq and is a predicted model, not a curated record.
UUUAACGCUUAAGGAAACUGCAAUUUGUUUUGUUUACCAUUACGUGUGUGUGUGUGCGAUUGUGUGUGCCGUGCACGCAUUGGUAUCUGUGUUUUAUUGUUGCGGCAAACAGCAGUAAAAUAUAGAGACGCGUUUUUGUUGUUGUUACCUUUUCCGACAGUGUACGCGCCCGUUUAUUAGCGAGCGUGCGCGCAACAAAUAAAGGCAUUUUUGUUAACUACAAGAAGUGCACUUGAGGAACGGGGGUAGGUGGAUAGACUGCACUUUUGAUUGCCGGCGGACACACAAAAUGAGCAGCAGCAGCGCAACCGGCAAUGAGCCGUCGACGGCCGUGGCGUUGCCAGAGGUGGCUUCUCCUUUGCUAAAGGCUUUUGACUUUGAUUUUACAAGCACCAACUAUGAGUUUGACGACAGCAUAUCGGAGGAGGAGCGCCGCUUUUAUCUCAAGAUGUAUCCCACCGUGGACACUGUUAAUCAGCGCAAGGUGCACUGCACUGUUUGUAAAAUGCAUGUGGGCACAUCGCCCAGCGCAGAGCAGAACAUUAAGAUGCAUCCCAUACUGCGUGUGACACACUGUUCCAAGUGCCAUGAUUUCUAUAACAGCGGCGAGUUCUCAAAAGGCGAGGAUGGCUCCGAGCUUUACUGCCGCUGGUGCGGUCAAGGCGGCGAGGUCUACUGCUGCUCGACUUGUCCAUUUGUCUUUUGCAAAUCCUGCAUUAUAAAGAAUCUAUCGCGAGGCGUUAUUAUAGAUAUCGAACAGAACGAGAACUGGAAUUGCUUCAAGUGCACCUCGAAAAUACUUUGGCCACUGCGCGCGCAGCACUGGGCGCUUACCAACUAUAUUGAAACACAAAAGAAUGGGCUACAAACGCUGCAGCUGCCUGAGGCGGAGCUACGCAAGCACAUGAUAAAGGACAAAAGCAGCUGCUGCCGUUUGGCCAAGGCCAAGAUUAGUGGCUUGUCAGACUCUAUGGAGAGUCUGGAGUCGAAUGCAUCGAAGCGCAGUCGUGGCAGCUCUGUUGGCUCUGCCAAGAAGUCUAGCAAGUCUCAACAAGGUCAAGGACCGCCCGUGAAACGUCCCAAGUCUUCAAACGAUGAAGUUGUCUGCACUCCCGAUUUGCUUAGCAUGCUGGAGCCGGACUGUCAAAUCUCUGUGACUCCAAAACCAGCAUCACGCGCCACAAUAUCAAUCGCCAGCAGCAGCAGCAGCAAAACCAGCACGCCGCGCAUUGUUACGGUGCAACAAAACUACACUGGACCAAGUCCUAGCACUAGUGCCAGUACAAGUGCGAGCAGCAGCAGCAAUGGCAACGCAGCUGCCAUGUCACGGAGCAGUUUGCCGCCACCUUUGGUGUUAAGCAGCUCGGGGAUGCGUUAUCGCGGCUCCACGCCCAGUCCAGCUUCGUCAACAGCUCGCGCAGCUCGCAAUCCAGUGCCCAGUGCCAUACGUAGCGCAGCACCUGUGUUCCAUACGAUCAAUGGCUACCGCGUUGACCUGAACAGUGCAGCUCAACAGGACUCCUAUCGCUUGCCCAAUGGACGCCUCAUACAGGUGAAGCGUCAAAUGCCAGCCAAUGCGCAGCCUUCAACGCCGCUGGCGCCUGCUGUCGUCAAUCCUCAACUCAUGAUGGGUCAACGUGGCGCAGCUGGGCCGCGCAUGCUGCACAACAGUCCCGCGUUUGGCAACAACAUAGGCAUCUACAACCCGCAAUCAAAUCCACAGCAGCGUACGCCGCAAAUGGUGCGCAUGAACAACAGUAAUCAAGCUCAGUCUAUGCUGCAGACGAACAGCAAUGGCGGUGGCACCACCAUAACAAUGACGCCAGCUUCUAUGGUUAAUAAGCCUACGCUAGUGCGGCAGACUUUUCCCGAUACGCCCAUUGGCAAAGCACGCAAGCAGCUGCAGGAUCGCGUCUUCAAUGCUAUGGAAAUCUGCACGCAUCUGACGGGCAAGGUGCAGUCGUUCACCAACUCCAAUGCGUACAAUACGGCGCGUAGUUCAAUGGAACUCAAGGAGCUCUAUGUACAUAUUUCCUAUAUGAUGACCUAUGCCAUUGGACGCUUCAAGCAGCUGCAGGAUAAGUGCCUGGUGGAUAUGCGUGAGAUGGGCUUUAAGAACGACGCCAAUAGCUUGGAGAAUGGUCAACUAGCUGCUGCUGUGGAUUAUGUGUGCUAUGGACAGCUGGAUGAUGUGGAUUUGUACAAUACGGGCAGCAAUAGUUUUCACAAUCAGGUCUAUGAAUAUCGCAAGAGUUUGCAUGCGAAUUUAAAGGAUGGUGAACAUCAGGAACCGCUGCCGCCGCUAAGAGCGCUUGGGGAAAGCGUAGAAGUGGAAAUCAAAGCGGAAAUUGAGGAUGAUGAGCAGCAGGAGCAGCAUAAUAUUAAUUUGGAGCCUGAGGCGCAAUUCAAUGACGAUGAGGACGACGACGAUGAUUUCGAUGAUGAGCACGAUGCGCUGGACACAGAGGAGAACAUGAAUCGCAAUGAGCAAGCGCAUGCCUAUGAUCGCAAGCUAACUCGACUGCUGCGCGAAUAUCCUUCCAUUUGGUGCACGCAGCAUCCGGACUACGGCAACAUGGAGGUCACCCACAAGCAGUGGCGCGUCAUUGCCAGUCACUUUCCACGCGGCGAUGACAUCAAGCUGCGCUGGAAGAAUGUACGCAAGCGUUAUGUGCGCAUUGAGCGGCGCCUGAAGCAGGGCAAACGUUUCCGUGGCUACUGUGACAAGGCUACCAACUAUUUGGCCAACCGUGAUCUACCACUAAGUGAAUGGCUGCAUGUCGACUGCGGUGAGGAUGAUGGCGAUGGAUUUGAGCGCAAGCAGCUGGAUGCCAUAGAGAAUACCAUACAUCAGGACAUGCCAGCCAAGAACUCAGGCCGUCUACUAGUGCGUCCCAUUGAAGUGUGCACCAUAGACCAGCGCAUCAUCAAUUUUGCCAAGAGCCAUCCGGUGCUAUGGCGCAAAUCAGCCGAUCCCGAAUUCAACAGCAUUGAUGAACAAACGCGCAAGUCACUUUGGUAUAAUUUCUGCAAAACUACACCAAAAUAUCGCACCGAGUAUAUUGUGGAGCGUUGGCAGCAAAUGUAUGAAAUGUAUAAAUCUUUUCGCCUCAAGACCAUCAAGGAUAAGCGCAUUUUUGCCAAUCUGGAGCUUAAGUAUUCCAAGUACUUGGCUUCGUUGUAUUUCCUAUACAAAAUCGAUGAGCAGGAUUUGCGCGAUGAAUUUGAACCACUGCAGGAUUAUGCAGAGCAGCAAAAUAAUGCUGGCACAGCCAAGCUAAAGGAUAUGCCUGAUGACAAACAAUUUGUGCAGCAGUUAGUGCUGGCCAUACGCGUUUAUCCCACGCUUUGGAAUCCGCGGCAUGUAGAAUAUGAAGAUGUGGGCGCUCGUGAACGUUUAUGGGCGGAGUUGGCCAGACGCUUGGCACGUUUUCGCCGCGAUGCACGCGCCUGCAAGCUGCGCUGGCAAAUGGCCAAGUUUGCCUAUGAGUGCUACAAUCGCGAGCUGGAGCGAGAGCCCAGACCUAAUGAUAAGACGCUGCAAAAGCUUAGUAGCAAUUUUCCAUUAGAGGAAAUACGUUUUCUCAAUGCCUAAGCUUCAGCCAAGUUAUUGCCAAUUAGACUAAGUUUAUAAAACAUAUUAAAAAC